This is a messenger RNA of Culex pipiens pallens (northern house mosquito), 2039 nucleotides long. RefSeq names its product autophagy-related protein 101 (gene Atg101). Gene Ontology annotation, biological process: autophagy; autophagosome assembly; protein phosphorylation. The transcript is spliced from 9 exons. The record is from RefSeq and is a predicted model, not a curated record. Lineage: Eukaryota; Metazoa; Arthropoda; Insecta; Diptera; Culicidae. Gene Ontology annotation, cellular component: phagophore assembly site. Bases 163 to 1545 code for a protein of 460 amino acids. Gene Ontology annotation, molecular function: ATP binding; protein serine/threonine kinase activity.
GUGUAGUUUGUGUAGUGUAAAAAAUACCAAAAAACGAUCUGGGUGGUUACUCCAAUUGCGCCGUAGUGCAGGUUUCCUGCGGGGCAGCUCGGAAUUUGCUUAUUUUCGAGUUUUUCCCCUUGGCUGCAAAGAAGAAGGCUACGCUCCUUCUGUUUUCGUUUUAUGGGCAACGCCAACAGCAGUGCAAUCUUUCUGCAGUCCGAGGCCAAACCAGCGUGUGCAAUUCCGGAACAGUCGUUGUCUCCGGUGCAGCAAUUUCCGGAGUUUGCCGCUAGCAGCAAAAAGGAAUCGUCGGGAUCACGAGCUUCUUCUAGGCAGAUAAGACGUUCGGCCAGCAUCGACGAAGACGGUGGUGUUUUCAACCGUCUUAGCGAGAGCUUCCAGCGGAUUUCCCGUUCGCUGUCCUGCACGGCACUCGACACAACUGGCCACAGCCAGCGCCAACGCCAUCGGAACCUUCGUCCGUGGUCGCGUGUGUCGCGCCGAAGGUGGCAUGAAUCAACCCUAGCGAACGAGCAUCUGCUGUCGAAGACCUGUUGGCCCGUUACGAAAGCUGAGUCUCUCUUUCUGCCCCAUUUCCCGGUGGACAGUAUUGCCGAAUCACAGUACGCUGUAGUGGAGCACAUUGCAAACGGUGCGUUCGGGAAGGUCUACAAAGUGCGUGCCGGCGAACGCACGACAGCAGCAGACUAUGCACUGAAAGUACUUAGCAAGUCUGAGAUUAUCAACAGCGGUGCGAUCGGUCAGCUGCGGGACGAGGUCGACAUCCAAACCAUCUGUGGCCACCAUCCGUUCCUGGCGCGAUGCGUUCGCUUCUGGCAGAAUAAGAAGAAGGUGUUUUUGCUUUCCGACUACCUUUCAAACGGGGAGCUGUUCCAAAAGUUUACCAAAUUUCCACAUGAACUUGUUCGUCUGUACGUCGCAGAAAUUGCGCUUGCUUUAGAUUUCCUCCACCAGGCCGGCAUAAUUCAUCGCGAUCUAAAGCCGGAAAACGUUCUGCUAGACGAGGACUUCCACGUUCGGUUGAUCGACUUUGGCUUUGCCCGGUGGCUCAGCAUCGGCACGCGGACGCGCACUAUCUGCGGUACGCUGCAGUACAUGGCUCCCGAAAUACUGGCUGGCGAACCGUACGGCCAUGCGAUCGACUGGUGGGCGCUGGGUGUUUUGGCAUGCCGGAUGUACACCGGAGAGUAUCCAUCCUUGGACUACUCAGCCUAUCUCAACAAAUCAGACCAGAUAGACAAACUGAUUGAGCAUGGCCGGCCCAGGAAGCUCUCAACAUCGAAGAAACUGCUUCCCAGUUCUGUGGAUGGACUCCCACCAGAAGGUCAAGACUUGCUGAAGCGUCUGCUAGAGAUUAAACCCCAAUAUCGCAUUCGUUCGCUUCUUCAGCUUCAGCGAAUUGGCCUGUACAAGAACUAUGACUGGGACCUCGUCCGGAAGAAGCAGAUUCUCCCGCGGAACAUGAUCAAUGUGGAAUCCGCCAGCGGCACGAUCGAGCAGGGAUCAUUGGCUGAUAAAUCGUUCGCUGAGUUCGAUUGGUAAUUACUCGCGUGGAGUAAUCAAUCCUAUAUGACGAUGCUGAAAUAGUUAUUUUAUAUUUUUGGAAACGUGAUUCAGCAUCAAGCAUUCAAUGAGUGCUUUGAUGAAUGAAUGAUGCAGUAACAGUUAUACGUGUUGAAUAAUAAAGCAGAAAACACCCAAUAACUUGUUCAUCCAGAUCAUGGUUGAAAAGUGCCAUUGUCAAGGGUUUUUUUUCAAGGGAUAAUUGAUAUAAAAUUGAUUUAAUACAACUUUUAUUAAAACUAUUUUAACACAUUUUGUUGACAUCGGUAUUGUCUAUACUAUCAUAUAAUUUCUGCUAUUGCAAGUAUUCCGUCCAUAGAUGAAAACAUUAUCGCAUAAAGUUAAUAUCAUUAAGAAAUCACAACUCUUAUUAUUGCUGAGAGCUAUCAAUCAAACAUAAAUAAUUAUUUUAUCAAUUUAUUUUAGAACAAUUUAGAUACAACUUGGAAUAAAACAUUUCAACUCAAAAUGGA